AAAGGGAGUUUAUAUUGCAACUACCCAAGCCAACAAAUCCAAAUAAAUCUGUGCUUAUUCAUUUCUGCUUCAGAAUACCACUAGGAAAAGAAAAGUACAAGAAUGAAGACAGCGUUAAUUUUCCUCUUUUUGUUGGGUUUGAGCAGUUCAUUUUAUAUCAAUCGAUUCCAAAGGAAAUGGAAAGAGGAUGAAGGAAAAGGAAUAGCAAGGAAUACACACGGAUCCCACUUUUACCGGUCCUUAUACAUGGAACCACGUUAUAGACAAUACAUCAACUAUGCUAAGGGUGGCAGCUCUUCAGAAGAAAAUGAAGAUAGCUCAGAUGAGAGUGAUUCAGAUGAACAAGGCAUAAAUGGAAAAGCAGAUUCUGAUGGAACUGGUGCAAAAUUAUCCGAGGGGAAGGGGGCAGCAGAAGAGGCUGAUUCAGAAAAUGAAGAAGAGGAAGAAGAACAAGAAGCUCCAGAAGUGGAAGAAAAUUCAGCCAACCAGAAUGAAACAGAGACAGAGAAUGACGAAUUAGAUACAACCACAAACAGUACCUCACUGGAGACUACACAAGCAAGCAUUACUCCACCUUUCACUAGAGACCAUGAAAUCAAUGGUGAUGGGGUAACUGAAUCACCUGGUGGUGGGGUAACUGGACCCCCUAGAGUUAGCUAUGAUGAAAAUGGAGGCAAUGAAGAAGGAAGCAAUGGUGGCAUUAGCAGUACUGCAGCAUAUGAAACGGAAAGCAUAAGUGUAGAGUAUGAGCAUGGCUAUGAGCAUACAUAUGAUCAUGAAAAUGAAGUUGAUUAUAGAAGAAUAAGAGGAGAUAAUUAUGCACGGUAUGAGGAUGAGUACAAUUACAGAAACCGCUACUAUGAUCAAUAUGCUCAACAAUAUGAUUAUUAUCAGUAGAUUCAACUGAAAGUUGUCAAAAUGGGGUGCAAGCCGAGCUUUACCAAAGGUUAGAGGGAAUUGUGGUAUUAUAUUUCUUUUUGUUAUAAAAAAUCUUGUACUGUGUAUUGUUUCUAGCAACAUUAUUAUAUACUGUAUAUUAUGUAACAUGAGCCCAACAUAUUAGGAUGCUCAUUUAAAAGGGGCAUUUAGGCAUAGGCUGCAUUGUGUAUCCUCCAGGUUACUUACAAAGAUAUUGGUAUCACCUGUAGAAUCAAACAUAUGCACAACAGGAGUCACUUGUUGGUGCUGUCAACAAGUCAUUGUUACAGUAUGUACGAACAGCAUUGAUGUAGCAUUUAAGGUAACCUCUAUGGCUGCCUUGCCAAGCACAAUGCAAUAAACUUUGUAUCAUACAUUCUACAUGAGUAGUCUACAGAAAGAAGUGGCAGUAAGUAUCACUGUUGAUUUUAACAGCUUUUAGACUUCUAUUGUAAAAUGCAUAAUGCAUAAGCCCUACACCAAACCUCUGUGGGUCAUGAAGUUUCCUUUUAGAUAUGCAAAUGCAUAUAUCCCCGUAUUCCUGAAGUAUCAGCAUAACACUUACAAAAUUAUUAAAUCUUAAUUUUUUAUGGACAACAAAUGAGCAAAAGUGUUUAAUUAAUCUCUGGGAUUAUUGAUUUAUCAAAAGUAUGAAAAGCACAAUCACAAAACAUACCAUGCUAUUUAUAAAGAUGUGUAUUGUUUUUAAAGAAGUAGUUUACCUCAGUAGUGGCUUUUAGUUUAGCCUAUACAGUAGUAUUACAAGACAAUUUGCAAUUAGCCUUUUAUUGUUUAUUUUUGUAGUUAUUCAGAUGCAUCUAACAGACUCAGAAUUUCAACUGCUGUCUGGUUGCUAUAUCUUAACUACUUUAGAAGCCAGGUAUCAUUUUGCAAUGUAUAAUGGAAGAUGCAUAAGAAAUGGCCUUAGUGAAAGAAUUAGCUUAAAUACUGAACGUUUUUUUGAUUGCUGAGAAUCAAGAAGCAGAAAGAAUUUACACUUGCUGUCUGAAAAGAUGCAGUAAUGGGAGGUUUAUGGUUUAAUAACAUUAAGACAUUUUGAAAAAAGACUAGUUGAACAGUCGCAUAGAAUACGUCCCUCUAUAACAUACUAAAGAGUUCAUUAAUAGGUGAACUUCCACUUUAAAAGCAAAUAUUGACAAUUACCACAAUAUUUUACAUGGCCUCCGAUCCGACCCAAUCCAAAUAGUGGGACAAGCAAAAAAAUUCUUGCAUAGAAAUUGGGUGAAACCUGUGAAAACAAGCAGCAGAACCCAAUGCCAUUUUUACAUGAACUUAAACCAACUAGAAUUUUAUACAUAUGCCAAACUCUAUUGCCCAGCUUUAUAACUGCACAUGAUUUUGCAUGACAUGCCAUGCCAUUAAAUUUCUUUUAUUAGGUGCACUCUAAGGCCAAUUUUUACACAACUUUAUAAAUAUGCCCAUAAUGCUUGCCAAGUACACAGAGAACAAGCAACAUCUUUGUGCUGCAUAAAUAAUAAUGAUUACUCUUUAGCGCAAGUAAAGAAAAUGACAUUGUACUAUUGUCCUGUUACAUUAUUAACCAUGUAAUGUGGAGCAAGAUGAAUUCUAUGUAACAUUAAUGUACCCUUCUCUGUGCUUGUAAAGUAAGAAGAAACCUUCUGUGUCUCACUAGCAAGCAGAAUCUCUGUAUUUAUGUCACUAAUGAAACAAAUAUUUGGUUUAAACAUCCUAAUACUGAUUGUUUCAGGAAAUACAAUGAGAAAUAUAUACUUGGUGCUAGAUAUAUGUACUGUA
Molecule: messenger RNA, 2694 nt
Organism: Xenopus laevis (African clawed frog)
Lineage: Eukaryota; Metazoa; Chordata; Amphibia; Anura; Pipidae
Gene: ibsp.L
Product: integrin-binding sialoprotein L homeolog
Exons: 7
Coding region: 103-897 (264 amino acids)
Biological process (GO): cell adhesion; ossification; extracellular matrix organization
Cellular component (GO): extracellular region
Source: RefSeq, a predicted model, not a curated record